Molecule: messenger RNA, 4335 nt
Organism: Debaryomyces hansenii CBS767
Lineage: Eukaryota; Fungi; Ascomycota; Pichiomycetes; Serinales; Debaryomycetaceae
Exons: 1
Coding region: 1-4335 (1444 amino acids)
Source: RefSeq, a predicted model, not a curated record
AUGUUACUGAGAUACUUUAUCAAGCCGCUGGUUCCUUUGAGAUACCAAUCGUGUUGCAUCAGGUCUUUUGCAUGUUCUUUUGCUACAUCUACUACCUUUGAGCGGGCAAUUGAAUAUGAGAUUGAUCUCAUAUCGCUCAAGAAGACCACAGGGGGUAAGCGGGAUCCAUCGUGUGCCAAAUUCAAGUUCAAUCCGUUUAAUUUGACGAGGUUAGAAUCGAAAUUGAUCAACCCCGAUAUUGUCACUAGAUGUGUCAACGAUGUCAGGAAGGAUCCGCUUGAUUAUAAGAACUACCCCAGUAAUGACAGCAAAGGACAUUUGGAAUUUAUUGAGAGGUAUAAUGUGGAACUUCGGAAGUUCUUGCAGUUCGUGCAACAGACUUGCGAACGGGAGAUAAAAACAUUCGACCAGCUCACGUCGCAAGAAAUAUUCAGUAGCUUGAACGUUUUCAGGGGUCACUGUCAGAAAGGGAAAAUCGAAGGCGUCAAUAAGUAUAACUAUACAUCGUAUAGUUAUAUGUUUGAGAGACUUUCCAAGUAUCUCCGAUAUGACUCGAGCUUUCCAACAUUUUUACAAAGCAAUUUAUUCAAUGAUUUUGAAAAUAAUAAGAUCAUUAUGGACUUGUAUAAAUUUGGCAUCGGAAAUUUCAUGAACGAAUUGGAAUCACUCUCGAAGGAGUUCUCGUUGGAGAAAAUGACUAAAGCUGAGAUUUCAAGUGCUAUCGAAUCGACGAUAAAACAGUAUGACGAUUUUAUACAAUUAAGUGAGGCAAGUAAUGAUUAUUCCGAAACUUUUUUUAAAGGUUGCAUUCAGAUUCAGAGAUAUAGACAUUUAAAAUCCAUUCUAGAUUCGCUUCCUAUUGAAUCGUCUCAUUUGUUAUAUGUCCUUAAUAACGAGAAUUCGAAGCUUAUUAUUGGCAAAAUAAAGGAUCUUUCAGGAGAAAAAGAAAGUUUUAAAAAAAUUAUUAAAAGACACCAAGCAGAACUAAACUUCAUUAGGUUUUUAUCUAAAGGGUCAUUUGAAAGUUUUGCCAGGUUGGCAUCAUUUUUAUAUAAGCUUUCAAUCUCUACAGAUGAUGAAUUAACUCAAACUAUCUCAUUGACACUUUUAGAAAAGCUUACUCCAUUCUUUACUAAUGGAACAUUACAAGAUUCGGACUUGAGAAUUAUCGAGUUAGAGGGGAUUCCUCCAGCUACUAUUUCUAGCGGUUUGAGAGAAAAUUAUGAAUUUUCUGUUUUAGCAAAGAUCGAACUAUUUAACUUUGUUGAUGAACUAAAACUAUUGAGAGCAUUUAGUUAUAAGAAGUUUGGAGAUCUAGUUGUUGCAGACACAUUUGAGGAAUUAGAUAAAUUAAUAGGCACUUUUAAAGGCAGUAGUGUAAUCCUAGACAACUUACAAGUGCUAGAGUUAGAGUUAUGUACCUUAUCAAGAUAUAUAACGUGGGAUCUCUCAGUCUUAGAUAAAUUGGUAGAUAAUCCUUCUUGGGUUUCAUACUUGACAGAAGUUUAUGAAGCUGAGUUCGAAAAUUCUGGCAUACAGUUUGAUUUUACAAAAAGAGUUCCUACAGUACCACAGUAUACCCAAAUUCCAGAUGACCUAUUUUUGCAUGAAUUCGUUAAUGAAUUAAAGACUUUAAGAACAGAUUUACUAGGUGGAUUUAACUUUAAACUUUUUUCUCCUUCUGGGGUUCUUAGUAUUUUGGAGCAUGCAAUCGAAGAAGCCCAGACUGGAUAUAUCUUGAGUCCUAGUUUAACUAGUGAUACAGUUGAUGAUUUCAUUAAACUCAAUAGUAAAUUAUGGAAAUUAUUUCAAAUUAAUGGAGGUAAUACAGGAAUCUUAGACACCCUAAUUCAUUCGCAAUCUAUUUUUGAAUCGGUUGCUAAAAAGUCUAAAUCUGUACAAAGAAAGGAAGAUUAUACUCAAAUUCCCGAGGAUAUUGAAUUGCACAAGUAUUGCAAGGAAUUAGAUAUUCUUAGAUAUGAGUUGGGUUGUCCUUAUAAAGAUUGUACUGUUAGCCAAAUAAAGAGUUUCUUGAAUGACAAGAUUGAUGGUGUACUUAACAACAGUAAGAUACAAUCUUCUAUCUCCAAGGAAAACAUUGAAAAUUUUAUAGAGCUAGAAGAAAGAUUGAACAAAUUGUUCAGGAUUAGCAACUACCCUGCUAUAUUAGAUACCUUACUUCAUAGCCAAUCUGUUUUCGAAGGAUUUGAAAAGAAGAAGAAACAACCAAAUAUCUAUACCCAGAUUCCUGAUGAUCUUGAUUUGCAUAAGUUCUCAAAUGAAUUGGAGAUAUUUAGAGAGGAUGAGUUGAAAGGCUCGUACAGUGAAUAUUCUGCAGAUCAAAUUGAAUCUCUUAUGAACAAAAGAAUGGCAGAAAUUAAUAAUGGAACAGAAAAUUUCAAUGUUACUUCUCGUAUGAAUAAGGCUAAUUUACAUGAAUUUAUGAGGCUAGGUAGGAGACUUGCUAGGUUAUUUGAUAUUAACGGCGGUAAUACUGAAAUUUUGGAUACAUUGAUUCAAAGCCAAUCUAUAUUUGAUAAAUUUGAAAAAUCCAAAACCACAUCAAAUAAAUUUACUAGUCCAUAUAAACAGAUUCCAGAUACUUUCAUUUUGGAAGAGUAUAUGCUUGAAUUGAUUCAAUUGAGGACUGAAUUAGGAGGAAGUGAUUUUAAGUCGUUUGAUUGCAAAAUAAUUCUUGAGACAUUAAAAAAGAUGUUAACUAAUAAGAAAAAGUUUAACUUGGAUAAGAGAAUAACAUAUUCCAAAUUAUACCGUAAUAUAUCUUAUCUAUUCAAACAUAAUGGAAAUAGAUCUUUUAUAUUGGACAAUGUGUUAGUUAGUGGGGAAGUUUUUGCUAAAUUUGAAGCGGAUAAGGCAUUUAACAAGUCUCAAAAUCCUGAAAAUUUGAUCAUUUCGCAAAUCACAAAGUUCGUAAAUGAGUUCGAUGUUUCACUUAACCAACUUUUUAAUCAACUUCGAUUGAAUGGUGCCUCAGAUUUUAUUGGAAUAGAUGAGCUGGGAUUCGAUAAGUAUAUAUCAGAGUUUUUACUAUCAAACAAGGACAACUAUCAAUAUUCAGUUUAUCUUGAUAUGAUUGAUAAAAUUAAGUUUUUCAAUCUGAAGAUUAAUAACUAUCCAUUCUUCUUGUAUAAUUUAGUUCAAAAAAGGAAUGCUGGUGAAAUUAUUAAUGACAGGUUGGUCAAAUCUGUUCAUGAAGAAAGUGAACGGGUGAUGCAUAAUGAAGUCAAUUUAAAUGAAAGCAAAAGAAAAAUAUCAGUCCCAAUAUCUGAAGCUGCUAACAGGUUUGAUAUUCAUGACUUUACUGAAGAAAAUACGAAACCGAGACAAGAAUAUACAAAUUCAGCGUCAUUAUUAGCUUCAUUAUCCAAACAGAAAAGUGCAGCCAAUCUUGAAUCUAAUGGAAUGCCAAAGGCUAAGAAUUCAACUGAUGAUUUACUUGAAUCAGAAUUAGAAAUAAAAGAUGCAGUCGCUUUUGCGUUAAACAACAAUCAAAAUGAAAAUCGUGAUGAAAAUGCUCAGUUACAAGAUUUGACUACUGAAAAGGUUAGGGAAACGUUCAAGCACUAUAGGCCACCAUCACCUUCACCAAUUCCAACUUCACAAAUUGACAAAUCAUCGAUUGAGAGUUUUUUGAAUAAUGCUAAAAAGGAAAAGGAUUUAGCAAAAGAGAGAAAGUUCAGAGAAUCUAAGGCCUAUGAAUGGAGCAAGAGCAUGUAUAAUACACGCAGGUCAUUGGAAUCGCAUAACUUCUUUGAUCCUAUAGUUCCUAUCAGCAAGAUGUCUAAAGAAUCAAAGGAAUUAUUUUUCCCUAUUCUAAAUAAUGGUGAGGCCGAAUACUUGUUAUUGACUAUUGGUGGUCAGACGAUACUGUCUAAAGAAAAUCCAUUAGGUAAAAACAGCUCUCCACAAAACAUGUUCACCAUUUUAAAUAAGUUUUCCGAGGAAGAUUUAGGAAGGUUUAUUAAGAAUGUUAAUAAAUUACAAAAGAACAAUUGGAGAUUGAUCGGUGGUGGCAGCGGUAGCGAGAAUGAAAAAAUGUUGGUUUUGACUAGAAACAAGACUGCGAAAAAGGAUGUAUAUUUAGCGAGAAUUAAAACUAUAUUUGCUACUACUGGAGCAGUAUUCCUAGUCUUGGUGUCACUUAACUUAUGGCUCGAUGAUGGAAGCGCUAAUCCGAUCGAUGUCUCGACACCUAUGGAAAGUCACACACCUAAUAAUGACGUAGCUAAGGAAACAGACAACAAGCUUGAUAUUAGAAAUACGUCCCAGGAAGACCCCUCGACCUGGAAAAAGUUGCUUUGGUGUAUUAAGUAG